GUUCCAAGAUCCCGAUGGAACCAACACACACGCAUCCGUCACCUUCGACAUUUUGUGCCCACAUGAAACGGUCUCUUUCCAUUUCCGCCAUCAUCGCUUCUUAAAAUCUCCUAAACACCUUCAAAUCUGUGUGGGUUUUCUCGUUUCUCCAUCUAAUCGAAUCGAAUCCGAUGAAGAUUUCUCCCUCAAUUUCUGUUCGCCAUUGAAUCCGGCCACCACACACACAAGAAAAUGAGCACCGAAAAGUUGGAAAGCGAUGUAACAAGUCUCGGCGGCAGCAGCACGUCGUCAUCAACGUCGCCGAAACGAGAUCGAUCUCCGACGACGUCGUAUAAUUACUACGUUCAAAGUCCAUCUCGCGAUUCGCAUGAUGAUGUUGAUAACAAAUCCUCAACCAACAGUCAAACAACUCCGACUCACAGCUCUCCGAAUGACUCGCCGUCGCAUCCUUCACACUCACGACCGUCUUCCUCCAGCGCCAGUAGAGUUUCCGGCCCCUAUCGAGCUUUUGCGGUGACCGGAAAACACCGCGUCCAUUCGUCUUUUAGGAAGAGGAAAGGGUGGCCGCCGUUGUUCAGUGUGAUUGACGAGGAAAAUGAAGAUUAUGAGGACGAUGAUUACUUCCGAGAUAAAGAAUUCAUGCGACAAUGUCGGAUUAUGAUGGUAUUGAUGGGAUUGGUGAUGAGUUUUACGGCGAUCUGUUUCAUCACAUGGGGUGCGAGUAGGCCUUACAAACUUCAAGUUCAUAUGAAGAGUUGGAAGGUGAACAAUUUCUAUUAUGGAGAAGGAACGGAUUACACCGGAGUUCCAACCAAGUUCUUGACUGUAAAUUGCACGGUGAAGAUGAACAUAGAAAACCCUGCCACCUUUUUUGGCAUCCAUGUCUCUUCAAGUUCUUUAAAUCUCUUCUAUUCACAAAUCGUGGUAGGAAGUGGUCAGUUUGUGAACUAUUAUCAACCGAAGAAAAGCCAAAGGACAAUGUCAGUGAAUGUUGAAGGUCGUAAGGUUCCUCUCUAUGGAGCUGGUAUACGUUUAGCUACGUCAAACAACAACAAUAGUGUCCCAUUGAAGUUAGAGUUUGAGAUUCGGUCUCAUGCCAACUUGGUGGGGUGGUUGGUAAAGACAAAACAUCGGCGUCAAGUCUUUUGCAUCAUGGAAAUUGACUCUGAGAACAAUAAAGUUAUAGACUUUAAGAGGGAAUCAUGUUCGUAUACGUGAAAUGAAAAUCAAGAUCAAAAGUUGCUUUCAUGUUUUUUCUUAUUUUAUAGACAUCACUAGCAAAUGAGUAAUUCUAGUUACAUUUGUUUCCUAUUUGGUAGAUUUUGGGUGUGAUAAACCACAAUCGUUUCUCUUGGAUCUUGC
Messenger RNA from Lactuca virosa, 1362 nucleotides. The record is from the annotation of a GenBank genome assembly. Lineage: Eukaryota; Viridiplantae; Streptophyta; Magnoliopsida; Asterales; Asteraceae.